CUCAGUUCUUAUCUCUUUAAUUUGUAGCUUCUUUCUUUCUUUCUUUCUCAUAUAUUUGUUUCACCUACUACACAUAGAUCAACAUCAACAUCAACAUCAACCUUUCUCUCUCUCUCUCUCUCUCUCUCUCUCAAUGGAUCUGAUGAACUCUCUGCUGAAUUUGGUGGUGCCACCGGCAAGCCUGGUGAUGCUAGCGUUUGCAUGGCCGGCCUUGUCUUUCAUCAAUGCAUUCGAAUGGCUUUUCAACACUUUUUAUAGUGAGAAUAUGGAAGAUAAGGUGGUCAUCAUCACUGGAGCUUCUUCUGGGAUUGGGGAGCAAAUUGCAUAUGAAUAUGCAAAGAAGAGGGCCAAUCUUGUAUUGAUCGCACGAAGAGAGCACAGACUCCGAGGUAUCGGUGAGAAUUCAAAACAUCUGGGCGCAAAGCAUGUCAUGAUAAUGGCUGCAGAUGUUGUGAAGGAAGAUGAUUGUCGGAGAUUCAUCAACGAGACCAUGAACUUCUACGGGCGUGUGGAUCAUCUUGUGAAUACGACAAGUUUGGGGCAUACCUUCUACUUUGAGGAAGCUGCUGAUACAUCUGUGUUCCCCAUUUUGAUGGACAUAAACUUUUGGGGAAAUGUUUAUCCUACAUACUUUGCUCUUCCUUACCUAAGACAACACCAUGGUCGAAUUGUAGUUAAUGCAUCAGUGGAGAACUGGUUACCAUUGCCGAGGAUGAGCCUGUAUUCUGCAGCAAAGGCAGCUCUAAUAAACUUUUAUGAGACACUAAGGUUUGAAGUGAAAGAUGAGGUUGCAAUAACAGUUGCAACACAUGGUUGGAUUGGAAGUGAAAUGAUUAGGGGCAAAUUCAUGCUAGAAGAAGGUUCAGAGAUGCAGUGGAAGGAAGAAAGUGAAGUACAAACAUUUAGUGCUCCUGUGGAGGAGUUUGCAAGGUUGAUUGUAUCUGGCGCCUGCCGAGGAGAUGCAUAUGUGAAGUUCCCGAGUUGGUACGAUGUAUUCCUACUUUAUAGGGUCUUUGCACCAAAUGUUCUAGCUUGGACCUUUCGCUUGGUGUUUGCAAACCAUGGGGUAAGAAGAAGUUCACUCAUAGGAACUGGAAAACCUCUUCUUGAGGCCGCCUCCCCGAGGAAACUUCUCACAGGUCCUAAUUUCUCCCAACUCCCUUAUCAGCAGCAGUAGCAGCAGCAGAAGCAGAAAAAAAUGGAAUAAACAAACACUACUCAGUAGCAUCGCUUGAAUUUGGUAUUAGUUUUUGUUAAUUUUGUGCUCUAGUGUUGUCAGAUUAUUAUGAUGUUGUAAGUAGACUAUUCUCUGUGCUCUUUUUAAAUAAAUCUCUCCAAGCAAAGUUUUCAUUUCAAUAUGGGACAAGGAGGGAUAUACCAUC
Messenger RNA from Cornus florida, 1382 nucleotides. RefSeq names its product 11-beta-hydroxysteroid dehydrogenase B. Gene Ontology annotation, molecular function: oxidoreductase activity. The transcript is spliced from 6 exons. Bases 134 to 1177 code for a protein of 347 amino acids. NCBI's taxonomy places the organism in Eukaryota, Viridiplantae, Streptophyta, Magnoliopsida, Cornales, Cornaceae. The record is from RefSeq and is a predicted model, not a curated record.